Molecule: messenger RNA, 1761 nt
Organism: Salvelinus sp. IW2-2015
Lineage: Eukaryota; Metazoa; Chordata; Actinopteri; Salmoniformes; Salmonidae
Source: RefSeq, a predicted model, not a curated record
GCGCCGCCUAAACCCAGCAGACCAGGGUACCCAAGCCCACGCUCCAGUGAGGGGUUCUACCCCAGCCCACAGCACCUGGGGCAGCCCACCCACUACCAGAUGGCAGGAUACCCAGGCCCCCACGGCAUGCCCUCCAUGACCAGUGGGAUGUACCCUCCCCAGGCAUCCCACGAUCCCCAUGACACCUGGAACCACCACCGGCAGCAGGACCUCCCCAUGUGGUCCCCCAACAUGGAGGACAGGGGGUCUCUGGACAUGCAGGUGAUGGGUCAGGUUCUGCCCCCCCUCCUGAUGGAGGAACAGCUGAUGAUGCAACAGCAGCAGAUGGAGGAGGACCAGCGGUGGCUGGAGCAGGAGGAACGCUUCCUGAAGCCGGAUUCAAGGAAUUCCAGAGGCAGCAUUGACCGGGAUGACUGCAUCCUCCAAGGCCCACUCCAGCCUCAGGAGAUCAGCCCACCCCCCACUGCUAACCUGGACCGCUCUAAUGACAAGGUCUAUGAGAAUGUCACAGGACUGGUGAAGGCUGUCAUAGAGAUGUCCAGUAAAAUUCAGCCUGCUCCUCCCGAGGAAUACGUGCCAAUGGUCAAGGAUGUGGGUCUGGCACUAAGAACACUCCUGGCCACAGUGGAUGAAACAAUCACGUUACUUCCAGCUAGCACACACAGAGAGGUGGAGAUGGCCCAGAAGCUGUUGAACUCUGACCUGGCGGAGCUGAUCAACAAGAUGAAGCUGGCCCAGCAGUACGUCAUGACCAGCCUGCAGCAGGACUACAAGAAACAGAUGCUGACGGCCGCCCACGCCCUGGCCGUAGACGCCAAGAACCUUCUAGACGUCAUCGACCAGAGCCGGCUCAGGAUGUUGGGCCAGGCCCGGCCGCCACCUCACUAGCGCUGGGGGAGGAGGGUGUGGAUGAACUGACUCAACUCAAAGCUUCUGGCUGAAUGACUGUCUGGACAGAUGGAAGCCGUGUGGGGGCGUCCUUGGGUUUGUUCACCUGUUCUGUCAUGUCUAAUCAGUGAUUACUUCAAGGAAGGGAGGAAUGAGGAAGAUUGCACUGUGAAGGAAUUUGAACGGGGCACUGCUUCUACAGGACCGUCAUAUGGACUGGACUCCAGGGGCAUCACCAGGCAGACUAGUGACCACCUCUGACCCUCACUCCCCAACACACCACUCCUUUUUAUAGACUUGGAAUCUUUGAAGAGUUAUUUUAUUUUAUGCUGCACCGAUUGUGUCGGCUGACUAACUGUGAAUUCCUACAGUCCCAGAUUUCAUCUGAAGAAGAAUCAGGAGGCACACUUCAGAAACUGCUCCCCCCAGAGGACAUAUGGAGGAUGACGUGGACAACAGAACUGAACUGGAACCUCUAUGCUUUAGUAGACAGAACACUGAACUCCUCACACUACGUCUAACAUGUCUGUUUCAUUGUUAACACUUGUCACAAGCUCAAUAGUGAUUCAUGGAGGAUCACAAACACUGGGAUAUAUUUUGUCUUGGCUCAGUCGGCCAUCUUGUCAAAUAGGAGAAAAUAACGGAUUAAAUAAAAUGAUGACAAAAAGCCAAAGCUGUGACAGUGCUUUCCUGUGCUUAUGAAUGACAGCCAAAGCUGUGACAGUGCUUUCCUGUGUUUACGAAUGACAGCCUAAGCUGUGACAGUGCUUUCCUGUGUUUACGAAUGACAGCCUAAGCUGUGACAGUGCUUUCCUGUGUUUACGAAUGACAGACAAAGCUGUGACAGUGCUUUCCUGUGUUUACGAAUGACAG